This is a messenger RNA of Capsaspora owczarzaki ATCC 30864, 2535 nucleotides long. RefSeq lists its product as hypothetical. Gene Ontology annotation, biological process: signaling. Lineage: Eukaryota; Filasterea; Ministeriida; Capsasporidae. Bases 77 to 2320 code for a protein of 747 amino acids. The transcript is spliced from 5 exons. The record is from RefSeq and is a predicted model, not a curated record.
CUUACCGUUUCAAACUCUCUCUCUCUCUUUCUCUCUUUCUCCUCAAAUACAACCCCCCCUUUCUCUCACUUUCAUCAUGAGUCAAGCUGAGAACGGCGCAUUGCGGAUGACCCGCUCCCGUGCACGAGCACUGGCGACCAUCGCUGACGCAAAUACUGACAACGCCAAGCCAUCUGCCACUGCUUCUGCUUCUGCUGUCAAACCUGCCACCAAUGCUCGGAAGCCAGCCAACCCGAGCAAGAACGACAAGUCCAGUGCCAGUACCAGCACCGCCGUGGCAGCCGUCGCAGUGCCCGAGCCACGCACUCGCGCGACCCGCGCUGCCGCAAAGGCCGAGAGCGUCAUCGAGUCAAAGCCAGUCAUCACGACCGCGCGCCGCUCAACCAAGGCGACCACUACGAAUGCGACUAGUGCUAGCGCAAGCACUGCUGCUGACAACGAGCCCAAGUCACGGCGCACGACUGCCGCCAGCAAACGCGCUCAAGCCAGCUCGGUCAUCAUCGAACCGACGCCGCUGACCCCUGCUGCUCCUGCACCUGCUGCUCCGGUCGUCCUUGCGUCAGACAUUGAUUCAGUCGCCCAGCAGGUCGCGCAGCUGGAGGUCACACCUCGGAAACGAAACCCAGUCUGCUACCGCGCACCGGAGUCGCUCUCGCCCGAGCCGUCGUCCACAAUGCUCGUCGUUGAACCAAGCAUGUACGAGCUCGUCCUGCCUGCCAACGGCGCGUUUGGCAUUGCAGAUGAUAUCGCCGAGGACCACGCACGUUUGCCGCAGGAAGAGGUCAGCAGGGACGAAUUUGUCACUCCGAUGGACUUGGAAGCGGACGAGCGCUCGUCGUCCUCCGACAAUGGGUCUGCUGAGAAUGCCACCCACCAGUCCAGCCACGGCGGCCUGGGCCUGAACGAAAGCAUGGACGAAACCGUGUCUGGCCUGCUUUCGAUGCCGGCAACACCCCCCGCGCGCGUCUCCGCUGCGCAAGCCUCAUCAUCGCCGUUGUCUGGCCGUCGUCCACUCUCCGCGUUCCGCCACAGCACCGUCGCCAGCUCAAGCAGCGCAGGACCUUUAGCGGCGGCAUCGAGGCUCGGAACGCCCAUGCGUGUGCCAAUGACGCCCGCUGUGCUGACCGAACCGCGCUGGACGCCUCGCACGACCACUCGCCGCGUUGAUCCCGCGGUCGAUCUCAUUGCAGCGCUGAAAGUCGUCACACUCUCUGACGCGCCUGUGGCCUUGUUCCCCGCGUCUCGCUCUGUCCCAGGCCCCGGUGCGUUGGUGGCCGCCACCGACGGCGAUGACACCAAGUCUGCUGCAACACAGCCCGCCUCGACAGCCACCGAGACUUCUACCACUGCUGCUACUGCUGCGUCAACCUCUUCUGCUGAGAAAUCUGAAGAGCCUGCGACGGAAUCGGCAGCUGGCAGCUCGGCAGCACCGUCUGCAGAUUCCGAAGUCAAGGACGGUCACUACUGGCGCAACGUCAUGCAGUCUUGCAAGAACAAGCUCGCUGCUCAUUGUGCAGAGUGGGAGGCCUACCGAGCGGAGCACCCCGAGCUAACGGAUGAUUCGUUGGGCUCAAUCAUUGCCGCCAUUGGUCAAGCCAAUCUGUUGAUGAACAAGCGAUUCCCCCAGUACGCCGGUCUCUGCCAGGCUAGCAUCGAUCAGUCGGGCGAGCUCAAGACCCACGCAUCAGAUCUUGCUGGCUUCUGGGAGGUGAUUUACAUUCAGGUCGAGAACAUUUACGACCGCUUUGAACAGUUGGUCAAGCUCCGCGACAACAACUGGCAAGAACUGGAGCCACCAAAGCCCAAGACGUCUGGCGCUCCAAAGCGUCCUAUUGUGAGCGCGGCAUCACGCAAGCCCGCAACCGCAUCGUCGGCGGCCUCGACUAGUGGCGAAGCUGCAUCGUCUGCUGCAUCAACCAAGGCUGCUGCUGCAGAGGCGUCGCGUGAGGCCGCUCGCGCCCGCCUGGCUGCCGCAAAAGCCGCAAUGAAGAAGGGAGGAGCUCCUGACGCCAAUGUGCUGAGUCUGGGGGGAACCAGCUCGCCUCGCAGGAAUGCUGGGACCGUAAAGUUGCCCUCAACGCCUUCUCGCGUAGCUGUCAGCCUCGAGGGCUUCCGAUCAUCGCCACGUAGCGCUGCUCGCAAGCGAAUGGCUGGCGCCGCAGUCGCGAUGGAUGCGGAGGCUGAAGUCGCACCUUUGCUUGAAGAUGCUGCUCAACCAAAGAACACAGAUAAGGCCACCGGUAUUCCACGAGAACACCAAUUGGAUCUCCCCUCGACCCCAACUCGCAAGAGUGGACGCAACACACCAUCCAAACAAUAGGGCGAAUUUGGACACGUUGUGGGAGGGAGCGGGGCAGGUUUGUGGGGCCCCUUCCUCUUUGUCGCAUGAAGAACAUUGUUGAAAGUUUGCCUUGUUGAAGUCGAUUUCGGCAACCGCGUUGAAGAUUGAGAGACGUUGAUAAAAAGUGUGAAUGAAUGUAGUUGAGUUGUAUGGAUUUGGUUAACAACAGAAAUGAAAAAAAGUUAAAAGAAAAA